Neohortaea acidophila is the source of this 1197-nucleotide messenger RNA. RefSeq lists its product as uncharacterized. The transcript has a single exon. The record is from RefSeq and is a predicted model, not a curated record. Bases 142 to 1113 code for a protein of 323 amino acids. NCBI's taxonomy places the organism in Eukaryota, Fungi, Ascomycota, Dothideomycetes, Mycosphaerellales, Teratosphaeriaceae.
GCUCGCAACGGUUUGAAAAGUGUAUUCUUAUACCUACGUAGGUCUGCCUAGGGGGGCUCCUGUUCUUUCUUCUUCGGUGCAGUUUCUCUCGUUCACAUUGCCCCCAUUUCACACACUCGUUUACCUGGCAAUCCCUUCGCCAUGAAGCUUACUUCCUACUCCAUCUUGCUCGCUCUUGCAGGCACUUUUAUCUCCGCCGCGCCUAUCCCUGAUAUACUCCCCGCCCGCACCACCGCCGUCACGCCAACGUCGGCCUCGACCCCUACGCCGCAACCCACGCUAGUCAACUGCGUCGCCGAACCCAUCUCAGCCGCAGGGCUCACACCCGGCACCGCCGAGCCCGGGGACGAAAGCGAAGCCGCUGGCUCCGGAGCAUCGGAAGGGACAACCCAAGCGAAUCAAGCGACCGACGAAGUCACCAGCCCUGGCGCAGCGCAAGACGAAAGCAACUCCUCCGCCUGCAGCGACCAUGGAAAGACAGCGUCAUCAGCUGCGUCCGGCACAGGCUCAGCCGGCGACACCGGCGCCAACCCCUCGGACUCGAGCUCAAGUGCGGCAGCAGGAAUCACCAACCCCAACGCCACGGACGCCGAGUCCGUGGCGAACUCGGACGCCCAGUCCAAGACUAUGGAUACGCCUCUUGGGCCUGUGUCCGAGUCGGAGUCUCUAGCGGAGGCGUCGGCCACGGAUGCGAACGGCGAUCAGGCAGACAGCCUUACUAUGGGUCAAGAAACGGAUACGCCGCUUACUGGCCCCAUGGAAACGAACAUGACCGUCACAAUGGCCGUAGGCCAGGCGACAGCAAGUGGCGCUAGCAGCGAGAAUGGUAGCCCGCCGGCCGAGUCGUCCGGGCAAACGGCUGCAACCGCUGCCAAUGCGCAGCCUGCACCGGCCAACGCGGGCGACAACGCGGAUACCUCGCAGACCGAAUCCCAGACGCUCGACAAUCCGAACGGUGACGCGGGAGCGGUCGCUGCGAGCGGUGGCUCGCCUAGUGGAGCACAUGCGCACAGCGUGUCGGAGGCUACUGGGAACGGAGCGAAUCGCAACGCGGCGGCAGGGGCAGGUGCAGCUAAUCCCGAUGGCGCGGGAGCAUCCACGGGCGCGAAUUGAUGCGCGCAUUUCCUCAGGGUGGGUGCGAGUUUGAAGAUGGAGCAGUUUGAAUAGCGAUGUUGGGCGACUUUUUUACGUAGUUUG